Messenger RNA from Cyphomyrmex costatus, 1406 nucleotides. RefSeq lists its product as uncharacterized. The record is from RefSeq and is a predicted model, not a curated record. The annotation marks the transcript as partial. The transcript has 3 exons. NCBI's taxonomy places the organism in Eukaryota, Metazoa, Arthropoda, Insecta, Hymenoptera, Formicidae.
UAUCUAAUCCUGUCGGUCUUAUGCGCUUCGAGUUUUCAUCGACACAAAGUGACGAAGAUUGAAUAGAGGGUAUGGUCAGAAAGUGAUAAGCAGUUUGUUGUUAAUAGAUUAUCGUUAUAAUGAAUGAUUUGGAAAGACCUGCUAUGGAGAUAGAAUCAUCUGACAAAGCCAAAGUAGGCAAGUUAAAGAGACGUUCGGCUUCUUCUUCCAACAAUGAUUCUGAGAACAGAAAAAGGCGAAAUAUAUGUAGUAAGGAUAAAAGAAAAAAGUCAAAACGUAGAAGUAGUUCCAAUAGUUCUAGUUCUUCUAAUAUUUCAAACUCAGAAAGAAAUACAUAUAAAGCAAAGAGGAAUAGAGAUGAGGAUAUAAAAUACAAAACUAAAAAGUAUGAAACUAAAAAGUUUCAAAGAAACAGUGGAAACUAUAGCAACAAUUACAGAUUUUACAAUCGGAGGCACGGUAACUUUUUGAAUAAUGAAAGAGAUUUUGGUUAUUCACGACCUUAUAGACACUAUAAUUAUUAUAAUAGAAAUAGAAGAGAUGCAUAUAACAAUUAUCAUUAUAGUAGAUAUAGCAGAUCAUUUGAAAGAACGUUUAAUCAUAACAGAUCAAGGAUACCAAAUUAUAGAAAUACUGGCUACAAUACAACUAGUCAGCUGUUACGAGAGAGUAGUUCAAAAGAACAAACAAAUCGACCAAGAUCUGUUUCUAAGAUAGAAAAAUCUGAUUCAAUAAAAGAUGACACAGAAAUAGUUGAACACAUAGAACAGAAAGAGAAGAAAAAGAUAGAAAAUAUACAAAAUAUAACUCAGCUAAGUCACAAGAAAUCAAAGAGAAAAAGAUUUUCAUCUACUUCUAGUUCUUCUAGCAGUAGCAGUAGUGACAGUAGCUAUAGCAGUUCCAGCAGCAGCGUCAACAACAGCAGCAGCAGCAGUAGUGAUACUAACAGUAGUAGUAGUAAUAGUGACAGCAGUAUUGAUAGCUCAGAGGACGAAAAGAAGCAGAAAAAAGCUAAAAAGAAAGCUAAAAAAUUGAAGAAAGCUAUAAAGAAGCAGAAGAAGAAAAAACGAAUGAAGAAGAAAAUGAAGAAAAAGUUUAAGAAAUCUGCAACUAAAAAAAAAGGACAUAGUAAGAAGUCUAAAGGAAAUAAAGAAGUUCAAGAUAGGAAGGAAAAAGUGAAGGAAAUUGUAUCGAAUGUAAUAGAAAGAGGAAAAGCUAUGGCACCCAUGACAAAAGAAGAAUGGGAAAAAAGGCAGAGCAUUGUGCACAGAAUGUAUGAUGAAGAAACUGGAAGACAUAGAUUAAUCAAAGGCGAUGGAGAAGUCUUGGAAGAGAUAGUGAGUCGAGAACGUCACAGAGAAAUUAAUAAACAAGCAACUAAAGGAGACGGCAAAUACUUCCAAACA